AAAGGAAGCAAUUGUCAUAAAUAAAGCUAUGUAUGUAACAACGGUUUUUCAAACUUUACCGUGGUAUAUGCCAUAAAAUAUUAUCACGAUAGAUCAAAUAUUUAUUGGACCAACUGCAAUACAUCUACGAUCAGCUAAAGGAUAGAAACGAAAUUGCUAUCUAUGACAAAUAUGGAUACAUUGGAAAACAUUUUACGACCAUAGUAUAUUUCUUGUAUGCGGCCUAUGUAGUAAUUCUGGUAUAGUAUAUUGGCCGUACAUUCUUGAUAUUAUUGUACCGAACAAUGAGUCUUAUGCAAUUCAUACGAUGCAAUUUGUAACCAAGUACUUCAAUGUCUCAGAGAAGUAUUAUUUUUUAGUUCUUGUGCAUUUGAACGCAGCGAUAACUACAGGGUUAAUUGUAUCGGUAGGAACGGAAACAAUGAUCUUUUCGUAUUUAAAGCAUAUCUGCGGUAUGUUUGAAAUUGCCAGUUAUCGUAUUGAACAAGCAAUGGCGCCCGAAUUGUUACAUACCGUUGACAUAAAGAGUAGAAUUGUGAUAUGCAGAGAAAUGAUAUGUGCCAUAGAUAUGCAACGCCAAGCUAUGCAGUGCACUAAGUGCUUCGUAACUAGUAUGGAAGGGACAGUUUUUAUUUUGAUAAUAAUUAAUGUGCUUUGCAUGAGUUGCAAUCUUUGCGAGUGA
Messenger RNA from Ooceraea biroi (clonal raider ant), 682 nucleotides. RefSeq lists its product as uncharacterized. NCBI's taxonomy places the organism in Eukaryota, Metazoa, Arthropoda, Insecta, Hymenoptera, Formicidae. The record is from RefSeq and is a predicted model, not a curated record.